AUGAAUUCUUCUGUGAGCUUGUUACUGUCUCUGCUAUCUUCUAUUGGAUCCACGUAUGAAUUGAUGCCCAAAUGCUGGCUGAUACUAUCAGAAAUCUACCAGCUUCAACAUUCCUCAUCCUCAGAGAGUAACCUCACCAUACUGACCUUUAGUGAUGGGCUUUAUGAUCCAGAAUGUGAAUGUAAUGGGCUGUUUAAGGCUAAACGGUGCAAUAGCACAGACGUCUGCUGGUGUAUUGACAGAGCUGGAGUUCGCAGAAACAUUCAGUGUGAGGAGCUGCUGGUGACAAACUGGAUUCGUGUUGAGAUAAAGCACAAGGUAACCAACAUCUCUGUGGAAAGUUCUCAGUUGCAGAACAUCAUUCAGGAACAUUACAAAAUGGACCCAGAACUAAACGACACCAUAGACAUCAAGUAUGAUGUUGAUGCCCGGCUCAUCACCAUGGAUUUACGAACAACCAGUAAUGAUAAGAUACAGGAUCUAUAUGGACUGGCCUUCUACAUGAAAAGAAAUCUUAAGAUGAAGUUGCUUUCCAGUGAUCAGAUCAAACCUGAAUCUGUAGUAGAAGGGGAAGAGCUGGAGAUUGAGAGCAUCCUGGUAUAUUAUAUGGAUGAGAAGAAACCUACAAAUACCACACAAAAGCUCACUACCAUCAUCCUAACAGUCACUGGUGUGCUCAUCCUGACAGUAUGCGUAGGGAUUGUAAUUAUGUUCCUGAUCAGAAGAAAUAAGAGGGGCAAAUAUGAAAAGGCUCAGACAAGUGAAACAGAAGAGAUUUAAAUUCUAAGCUGAACAUCUGGUGGGUGGAAUAUUGACGAAACAACAAAACAUCUGGCAAAUAAUUUUAACUAGUGCGAGUUGAAAAUGUUUAAAGCAGUAGAAACAUUUUUGUCAUAUUUGCUAA
Messenger RNA from Trichomycterus rosablanca, 904 nucleotides. RefSeq names its product epithelial cell adhesion molecule-like. Gene Ontology annotation, cellular component: membrane. The coding region runs from base 1 to 780 and encodes 259 amino acids. The transcript is spliced from 8 exons. Lineage: Eukaryota; Metazoa; Chordata; Actinopteri; Siluriformes; Trichomycteridae. The record is from RefSeq and is a predicted model, not a curated record.